This is a messenger RNA of Amoebophrya sp. A25, 23563 nucleotides long. NCBI's taxonomy places the organism in Eukaryota, Dinophyceae, Syndiniales, Amoebophryaceae. The record is from the annotation of a GenBank genome assembly.
GGAAAGUCUUAGGCAGGUUGCCGAGUAGAUUCGCAUCAUCGUCAUCAUGUGGACGCAUCGACCCCAUCGCUACACGUGAGAGAAAACCGGCCGUCGUUUUAAUAUCCUUGUUUCGCUAAGUCAUUAUCGGCUUCGAGAGUUGCUGAGGUAUUUCUGAGACGUGUGCUUGUUGUCAUUCAAAAUGCAAAAUCGACUUUGUUUUGACCAGUGCAAAUUGUUAGCCUGCCGCGCUCCUUCGCGUGGGAACCAAAGAGCAUCGUCCAUUUAUUACACUAAAAAGGCCGUUACUCUUAAUUCGAUAAGGAAUAAGAAAUGAAUACCCACCCGCCUCUUGGUCCUAGGAGAGCAAAUGUGAGCAGGAGAAUUCUGAUGGUUACAAAAAUGGCUUCGCCCGGCUGGGCCGCGGCCUUUGGCGGCAUGUUGAUUGGCCUGCGAGCAGAGGGAACGACGUAGAAGUCCCUACUACAACGAGUCAUUCGUGAGGACACGCGGGCGUAGCAUAUAAGUAAUUAAGCAGCUGCAGCAGUGCCAGUCGUGGCGUCCCAACGGCGAGUCUCACGAGAGGCCUAUCCUUCGUGAUCGUCCGCUGUCAGGCGAAGUCUAGUACAAGGAUAGCCAUCACGCCGGAACGACGCGAAGAACAACAUUGGACCACUAGAGAAGCAGAAGAGUUCUACCGAAGAAUACAAGAAUUAUAAGUACUCAAAUACUACUAGAACAAUUGACUCCGAGCAGACAUCUCCGAGCUCAGAAAAUAGUACAAGAUGAAGCCGAGUUACAGUAACCGAUAUUUGGAGACGUCUAACUCAACGGCGUCUCUAAAAACGGUCAAACCAGACUGGUCCAAGUUGGAGGACCUUGACAAGUCUCAGGCAUCAGCAGGAAAGCCACCAAGAAUAAAGCCAGACUACUCUAGCGAAUCACUUAGGAGAGAUGGUAAGAAUAGACUCUGAUCUAGUUCUAGCAGGUUCUGUUGAUAUUGUACUAAAGCUUUCACGACCCAGGAGACCCACGGCACACAGCAAACCACCUGCAUGAAUUAAUAUUGCAAAAAUAGAUUCAACAGAUUGUCUAUCUCCACCGACAAGCGUGUGUCAUCCUCGACAUCCCUCCUCCAAAGGCCUCUUUAGGGUCCUUAAAGGCCUCUUAAGGGUUCUUUAUAGUGUUCACAUUAAAGGCGGCGGCCCUUUAGUGGUCACAUUAAAGGCGAAGAGUGCUCGGGGAUUUUUAAUAGUAUUUAAAUAGAGUAUUCAGAUUGUCUAUCUCCACCUAACCCUAAGUACAAACAUGCAUUAUCCUCGACAUCCCUCCUCUACUAGGUAUCAAAGCCGGGAUCGAAGUCACGACGAGGCCUGUGAAAAAACUGAAAGUAGAUGAUGUGCAAGGCGGAGUUGACGAGGCUCUCGAAAAAGUGGGGAUCAAAUAUAGGGAUCCUGCUUUUGAGUCUCAAAUUCUGCUACCGCUUUUUGCAUACGACGACAAGACAUUGGUCUUCCGGCACCCCGAAGAGUGGCAAGAAUGCUGCUUUCCACUCAAAGCACAUAGUCUGAGGCUGAAUUUUACGACAGGAAGUAGUGGUUGCAAGUUGUUCAACGUAAACUACACUCUUAAUUAAGGGGACGACAAUAGAUCCGAUCCAUUGUGGUCCCCAAUGUUCUAAGUACUAGCCCUACUUUUAUUUAUCACAGAAAUAGUGCUAUUGGGUUCCUUUUUCUUCUUGAAGCCAACUUAGACCCAGUGAUUAUAAACUUCGACAUAGUCACAGUCACUACUUUUUCUAACACCCCCUCCGGUUCAGGCAGCUACCAGCCAUGUGUAGUCGUCGAUUACGAUGCACAGGGGAAGAAGUUCUACCUUAACUGGAUGACGGAUUUGCAGACAGGAACGAGUUCCUCUAGUAGUAAGCCCCCAGAGGCGAAGCCAGUGGCCCAGGAGCCAUUGCACGUCUACUUCGAGUUAAGGGUUCUUGCCAAUAGUUGAUGACUACAUCUACUUUACAGGCAUGAUAUUUGUUUCCUGAUGAUUUAUUACAAGCAAAAAGGAAAAUAAACAAAAACCGUUGAAAUGCAGCACGGUAAGAACGGUAAGUAUGAAUGUCAAGAAUUGAAAAUGUCUAAUCGAAGGUGAGGAUUUAGACCUCUACUGCAAGCGAGUAAGCACUUGUCAUCAGAAGCGGAGAUAUGCGGAGAGUCUAUUGAAGUACAACUUCUGCAUAGACCAGAUGCCAGCGGAUAAAGUUAGCACAUGUCCACAACAUGUGCUGGAGUUAUGGCUUGAAAAUGUCAUUUAGAAUUUUUUUCAAUAGGAAUAGAAGAGUGAUCAUGAGCAAUUUCAAUAUUGAAAAACGAAAAUACCACCAUCGACAUGAUAUGAUUAGUGACGGCUUCAUUAUGAUCGAAGUGUGACCAGUCACUCAGACUUUUUUACUUUUGCUUUUCUUUAUAUUUAUAUAAGUUCCUAGGUAAACCUCAUUAUAUAAGUUUCUACUUUCGGCUCUGCCUCAACACUCCUUCCUCCUCUAAGGACACGGAUCGGAGACACCGCGUGCAAUACGAGUUACCUCAAAGAGGAUAGGCACGAGUUGGACUUGACGACAUUAGAAAAGGAGGUAUCAACAGACUAUAGUAGGGCGAUGAACAAGAUCAUCUUUGAUGACGUAGUCUCGCAGGAGAAGGAAAAGCACCUAUUGCUAGACCUAGAGCUUCCGCCACCACCGGAACCAGAACCAGUACCAAGAAAGGGGGUGAAGUUAAGUCUAGAAGAGGUUAGACAGUACAGUCAACAGUACAGUGAAGUUAGAAGAGGUGGUUAGACAGUAGUAGAGUCAACAGUACAGUGAAGUUAAGUCUAGUAGAAGAGGUUAGACAUCAGUACAGUGACAGUCAACAGUACAGUGAAGUCAAGUCUAGAAAAUGUUUAGAACUCAACAAAAGAGACUCAGGGAAGUCGUAGGUCCAAGCCGAACCGACUAACUACAUCCUCAGCCAGUGCGGUAGAUUUCCUUGGCGUAGCUUCUCAGCAGGGGCAUGUGGCCCAAACGUUUUUGUAGAAGUCUUGUAGCGUGCUGUUGUAAGUCUUGUACGACAUCGCCUAGUAAGUACUUCUACGUGAGUAUUGAUUCUUCUUCUACUUGAUGAUCUCUCGUCCUACCCUCUUCUAAUCCAAGACAUCGGCUGUGAGGGGUUCGACUUCCGGCAGUCUUUUUCCGUUUUUUGCAAGACCUCAUUGCGCAUCCGACCGGAAGUGGUAGCCUGUCUGUCAGACGUCCAGAAAGAGUGCCAGACCGUGCUCAACAGGUCUAUUUUUAGAGCGAAUUAUGCGGGAACCUACGACGCAAACUUAGUCAAGAGGUUGGAUGAAGUAGACAUCGUGCAUGCACCGCAGACACCGGAUGAGUUUUUGCGCGCAGAAUCCGCGCACAUAGACACCAUGGGCUAUCUGUCGCAGAAGUUUGUCCCAAAUGUCCGCGCACAUGUGUAUCGACACUUGAAUUUAAGGUGACUUCCCCCAAAAAUCCAUCUUCGAAAGCAUGCAUGAUCUCCAAGAGGCUUUUCAAGGGGAAAAGGCGCCUAGGAUGCGUCUCGAGCUGGAUUAAGGUGUUGAGCGCUAAUGAAUGCAGUAGAGCAGAAGUGGUUCAACUUGUACGAGACAGACCGAAACAAGUAUUUGGCUAGUCGGUUACGCUGUUUCUUAGAGGAAAUCGACCUGCGAAUCCAAGACACCAUCCACACUUUGGGUGUGAAGUCGUUGCACUUUUUCGACCGGCUAUUGGCACUCUACAUGCCGGACAAUGUGGUUGUGAAUUCGUUGCGGGACGUGAAAGUAGUACGAAGAAAACCCUUGCCGCCAACAGCCAUCGCCUUGAAGAAACCGGUAGUGCUGCUUCGGCUUCGUAUGGUGCUCACUUUUGAGAAGAAAGCAGCGGGUGCGGCAGCAGUAUCAGCUAGACCAGCAUCCAAGGAGCCUGGUGCGCCACGUAGGUCGUCCAAGUUUCGUAUGGCGGGAAUGAAAAUUUCAGUCACAGAAGCGUUGAAAAAAAGGACGUCGAAAUCUCAACUGGCGAACCGGCGGUCAUCAUAUCAGCUAGACGACGGCUCAGGACAACCAGCAGAAGAUCUGAAGCCCUAUAGCUACGACGUAAAGCCAGAAAGCAUUGCGAAUAUGCUAAUGCACCUAUUCGACAAAGGCGUUAAGCAGCUAGACGAUAUUAGCAGUAUCCAGCUUCUAGUACUGCCGCACUUGUUUGAGUCAGGCGAGGGGCUGCUGAAAAAGGGAUUCACUGCGAAUGACUCGUACUAGUUUUACUGAGAAGAUUAAUACUGAGUUGAUACGUUCACGAUACCUUGUGGUGCUUCUCCUAGAUGCUAGUCUUAGCGUGGCGCUUUCACGGCUCUAUAGUAUAAAUUUCAGUAUUUUUACAACACCCAGAAGUUUUCAACAACAAUUCCACCUGAUCCCCAAGCUCAACUACUACCAGGUGGGUGAAGAAGCUCCGACUGCAGAUCAAGGUGUGCAUGGAGAAGCACUUGCCUUGGCUAGAAAGCACCAUCGGCUUCUUCGAAGCCUUUAUGGAUACCAUUGAGGUCAGUCCGGAGAAGAAGAUUGAGGAACUAGAGACCAAGUUCAAGACCGAGGGUCCAGAUUCCAUACCGGUAGCAGAGGUCCAGAAACUGGUGGACCAGCAAAAGACAAAGCAGAAUCAUAUCUUAUGGCUUUUGCUGCACCCCCGUGUACUAUAGGGGAAUAGCCCCGUCCGUCGCCGGCAUCUUCGCGGAUAAACAUGCAAGCUCUUCCCUUUCGGAUAAGCAUGGCACUACAAAAAAAAAAAUACUUCAUCAUCUGCAUUGAAUAGAAGAAGCACUAACAAUUACUAAGUUGUACUAAAAAUACAUAGUACGACAAGAACAACUUCACGUUUGAUAACCUAGCUAUGUUAUAGUUUGUAGAUGAAGUUUCUGAAUACUUACCCUGCUUCAUCCUCUCACUCGUCUUAUACUUUUUUCCCUAUCAACAUCUUCUUCCUCUUCCACCCGCUCUAAUCCCCAACGAGUCCAUCCCAGACCACAUCGUCGUCGGCUUUUUCCAGAUCGACUGCGUUGACUUCAAAAAACAGCUGUGCGACAAAUUAGAGCGUUUGUCCAGGUUGUACCUGAAGUUCUUGGCGGACGUCAAGCUAGGCAUUCUACUGCAGUCAGCCACAGACCAGUUUGGGGAUAUGUUCAAGAAGCUGCGGGAACCGGUGCAUAACAUUGCGGAACUGUGCGAACAACAGGAUUACAUCGGUGGGUUGGAAGCGGAGGUGAAGAAACUCGAAGUCACGGUGAAGGAUAACAUCGCAUUGUGUGAACUGUUGGAGUUAUGGAAAAGGCCGCAUAAACAUAUCUUGUUGUAACUCUACUGCAUACAACGUGUACCAAGAUUCUUAAACUUUCUAUUUAUCAGAAGUUGUUGUUUGAGUCAUCAUUCUUGAAGAUCUUGAAUCAAUAUAUAAGGCCUUUUUUAACUUGAAGAUCACGAAGUCCAAGAGAAUUAACAGCUCACUCUCUGAUAGCCAUCUCUCCAUCUGAUCUCUCCUUUCAUACCCCACAAAAUACGGUUACAAGCUGACCCGCGACGUCUCUGACAAGCGCUGGCGCAUGUUCGGGUCUCCAGGUGACGUGCGGAAACUGAUGAACGAAGUUUCCGACAAGCUCGUGGUCCAACGUGAAGAGUUCUUGAUUACGGCUUUUCUUUAUCCAUCUUCUGAGGGGGCAUCCUGAAGAGGCUUUUGAAGGGGAAAAAGCAACUGGGAUGCGUCUCAAGAUGGAUCGAUAAGGGUGAGCUCUAACUUGAACGAGAACAUGAGUGAGCAACAGGCCUACGAGAAGUUGUUCGCGAAGUUGAAGACCGAAGUGGCAGAAUUUACCAAAUUCGAUUCCUUGGGCAUGGUUGACCAUGUGGCUGCGAAAACCCGAUGGAUCUCAGAGCAGUUCGAAAAAAGCUUGGUCGACACUAAGGAAUUCCAAGCGAGAGAAAUCCUGUUUGACCCGACGAAAGAACCGACAGAUUACAGUUCUCUAGGAGAACUAAUCAAACAAUUCGAACCCUACCAGAACCUGUGGAAGACAGCAGGAGAUUGGGUGGAAAACAGACGGGCUUGGAUGAACGGAAAUUUCAACGACAUAGACUCCAAAAAAGCGGAAGAAGAAGUUCUUAGCGGUAUUGCUUUUGUGCGAUUUUCUUUUUCAUCUACAGCUGCUCAUUGCAUUUUCUACUAGACGUACUUGACUCGACCUAGAGCUAGAGGUUGUAGAAGACGUAAGUAGUUUUUUUUUUCGUGACCAACCAAUCAACGAUUCAACUACUUCUUCUACUAGUACGUACAAGCACAACCUACCACCUCCAUGCUCCCCUUUGUCCAACAACUUCUACCUCCCUAAACCUCUCCAGGCAUCAAAUUGAUGUUCAAGACGGUGCGCAUGUUCCAGACUAUGGAGAGUAAGCAAAAGGAGGACAUGCAGGAAUGGAAUAUGGAACACCCUGACGAGGAAUUCCCAGAAGCCAUAUUAGAACUGUCGGGGAUCAUCUCCAUUGCGGAAGCAAUCAAGGGCGAGCUGGAGGAAUUCAAACCGAAUCUACCUCUGUUAAGGCUUCGCUUGCAAAUACUAGAUGAACAGGAUAAAUAAGUACACACAUUCUUUCAUUUUUUACUCUCUUUCAAACUAAGUCCUGCUUCUGAAAGAAUUGGAUACAUCUUUCAAACUCAAUCGAGUUGUAUGACCAUCUCGUCUAAUCCUUAUCGUCGGCUUAAGGAAUCCCGGUAUGCGUGAUAGACACUGGAAGCAGAUCAGUGAGAUGGCUAGCGAGACCACUGGACGGGAGGUUUCUGUGUCACCAGAAAUGGACGGAUUCACCCUAGAAAAGUUCCUAGGCUUAGGGUUGCAGUCCAUGAUCGAGGACAUUGAGUCCAUUGGAGACCGUGCUGGCAAAGAGUUCUCCUUGGAGAAAUCCUUGGCGGCGAUGAAAGCAGAUUGGGAACCAGUAGCGUUCGACUUAAGCGGGUUCUACAGGAACACAGGCACGUACAUCUUUUAAGGGUAGGCUAAAGUAGAUGUUCCUGCUGUUACCGUUUGUUUUGCUUAUCUUCCUGCGGGGACGAAAAUAAGGCAAAACAACCGGGAAACAAACAGAAACUACACCAAGUAAAACCUAGAAGUACCUCUAAAUCGUGAAAGGCGCCGAUGAGGCUUUGGCGUUAUUGGACGAACACAUCGUGAUGACGCAGGCGAUGCAAUUUUCGAUCUUCAAGAAGCCAUUUGAAGAGGAGAUAGAUGAAUGGGCGACGAAAUUGAUGCUAGUGUCCGAAACUCUGGACAUGUGGCUGAAAGUGCAGAGAAGUUGGAUGUAUCUACAGCCGAUUUUCGACUCGGAAGAUAUCAUGAAACAACUGCCGGCGGAGGGGAAGAGGUAAAUAAAACUAAAUUUAAUUUAUUUUAUGUCGAGAAGUAAGGAAACGAAGAAAGUAUUUGAUAGUUAUGGACGCCAACGUCGUGCAUCGAUCCUUUGUCUUUAACCUUCGUAACGAGUGACACAGACACACAUCACGCAACAACUAUCAAAUGAACAACCUUGUUAGGUUCAAGCAAGUCGACACGCAGUGGCGCCGCGCUAUGAACGCUGCGCAUGCGAAUCCAAAGGUGAUCGAAAUCUGUGCCGACGAAACCCUGCGUGACAUGUGGAUGCAGUCUAAUGUCAUGCUCGACAUGGUCCAAAAGGGCCUCGAGGACUACCUCGAGAUGAAACGAUCUUUGUUUGCGCGCUUCUAUUUCCUCUCGAACGACGAGUUGCUGGAGAUUUUGUCCCAGACAAAGGACCCGACACGGGUCCAGCCAUUUUUGUGCAAGGUCUUUGAGGCGAUGGGCAGCGUCAUUUUCACCGAAGACUUGGACAUCACUGCGAUGAACUCGACAGACGGCGAAACGGUGCCGUUUGUUGAUUAAGGCUACAGAAUAGUUAUCUUUCUAGUCUUCUUGUUCUUGACUCGUCGCCCCUGGUCCGUCUAAUCGGUACCAAUGGCAACGAAGGAGAAGAACGUGGAACAGUGGAUGACGGAGGUGGAGUGGAACAUGAAGGAGGCUGUGCGCGCGGCUAUGGAGGACGCCGUUUUGUCGUACCCAGAACGUGACAGAAAGGAUUGGGUUCUAGAACAUCCUGCACAAACUUAUGGUCAGCUUUUAUCCAUCACCAUCUAUCUCAGCGUCUUGGUACUCGUCUUGUUUUCCCAUAGACUUAUAGGCUAGGAAGAAGGGAGCAAGAUGAUCUUGGGGAGCCGAGGUGAAUUUUGGCACAUAAUUCUAACAGACAGUGUUGAACGGUUCUCAGGUGUACUGGACCGAUGAAACGGAGGAAUCAUUUCAGGACAACAGUGUGAAGCAACACUGUGAUAACUUGGCGAAGCAGAUUUUGGACUUGGUCGGCUUAGUGCGUGGUAACCUGACGAAGGCACAGAGAACUUCGAUAGGAGCGCUCGUGGUGCUGGAUGUGCACGCGAAAGACGUGGUGGAGAAGUAUGUAGAGGAGGGCGUCUGCGACGAAGAGGCCUUCGAGUGGAUCUCUCAGUUGCGUUACUACUGGGAGCAUAACGAGGACCAUCCAGGCUACGAGAGCAGUCAGAAUCGAUCGAACCUUUGGGUGAAGUGUGUCCAGACCGAAUUUCCCUACGGCUACGAGUACUUGGGGAACAGCUUCCGUUUGGUGAUCACACCACUGACCGAUAUGUGCUACAUCACCUUGAUGGGCGCGCAGAGUUUGAACUUGGGAGGCGCACCCGCGGGACCGGCCGGAACGGGUAAGACCGAAACAACCAAGGAUUUGGCGAAGGCUCUGGCGAAGCAGUGUGUGGUGUUCAAUUGUUCGCCAGAGAUGGACUACAUCAUGGUCGGUAAGUUCUUCAAGGGAUUGGCUUCCUGCGGCGCUUGGUGCUGCUUCGAUGAGUUCAACCGAAUCUACAUCGAGGUGCUCAGUGUGAUCGCGCAACAGCUUCUCAUUCUUUUCGGCGCGAAGUCUGAACUGGCGUCCUAUUCCGAUGCCAAAGAGCUAGAUUUCGAAGGCAGCAUGAUCAAAAUGUUCCCGACCUUCAACGUCUUCAUUACGAUGAAUCCUGGUUACGCUGGACGAACGGAGCUGCCCGAUAACCUUGCAGCGUUAUUCCGACCCAUGGCAAUGAUGGUGCCAGACUACGGUCUCAUCGCUGAGAUCAUGCUUUACGCCUUUGGUUUCGACGCUGCGCGUCUACUGGCGAGAAAGAUGGUUUACACGUUCAAAUUGUCAAGUGAACAGCUUUCUUCCCAAGACCACUACGAUUACGGAAUGCGUGCGGUGAAGACUAGUAUCGAGGCUUGCGGUUUGUUGAAGAAAACUUUUAGGGACAUGGAUGAAAGCCAGAUUGAGUUGCGCGCGUUGAGGGAUGUCAAUGUGCCGAAAUUCUUGAAGGACGAUUUGCCACUGUUCGAGAACAUCAUCUCGGAUUUGUUCCCAGACACACCACGACCCGUGGUCGACUACGGCGAUCUCUUCACGGAGCUGGAAAAAACUUGUAAAACGGUGUUUAACUUGCAACCGACGCCGUGGUUCAUCGAGAAGAUCAUUCAGUUAAUGGACACGAUCCGCGUUCGUCACGGAAUGAUGAUUGUGGGUCCCACGUGGGCAGGCAAGACGCAAAACUACCGCGUCUUAGCGCAUUCCUUGACGCAGUUAGCCCCAACCACGAAUGAGGACUACUUUAAAGUGACCAACAUCUACAUCAUCAACCCAAAGGCGAUUACGCAGACGCAAUUGUACGGUGCGUUCGACGAGGUCACGCACGAGUGGAGCGACGGAAUCGCGGCAGAAGAGGUUCGCAUUGCGGUGAAAGCGGGUAAAUCUGGAAGCGACGACAAUCAGUGGAUCAUGUUUGAUGGGCCAGUCGAUGCCCUCUGGAUCGAGUCCAUGAACACGGUGCUGGAUGACAACAAGAAGCUCUGUCUCACUUCCGGUGAGAUUAUUUCUCUCACGCCGUUCAUGCGCAUUCAGUUCGAAGUGGAAGAUUUGAGUGUGGCUUCGCCAGCAACCGUGAGUCGUUGCGGUAUGGUCUACAUGGAGCCUGUCGCGUUAGGCUCGAUGCCUCUAGUAGAGUCUAUGAAACCUCUCUUCCCGAAGUUGAUCCCAGAUCCGAUGCGGGACAAGUUUGUCAAACUUUUAGCCGCCUUCCACACGCCUUUGAUCCGCUGUAUCUACAAGAAAUGUGCUGAACCGUCUACCACGGAAACAAACCAAGUCGUUGCAGCGUUCUGUUAAGGCUACCACCUCCCAUCUAUCUAUGUCUAAGAGGAUCUUCGCCUCUCAAGCGUAUGGAACCAACGGGUACUAUUGUUCUUGAAGGGUAUCGGUUGUAUCCUAUGUAUAAUUUGGGGAUAGACCACGACUAAGGAAACGGAAAAUAUAUCCUAUUUGGGGACUUUCGAAAAAAUUUGAAAUAGUUUGUUCCUCUAAUUCUGGCGCCUCUUCGCAACUUUCUUGCAAGACUACGAGAUCACGGAGGCGCGCACACCAACCGACGCAGACAUUGAGGAUUUCGGAACCACUAUCUUCUCCAACGUGUUUGUCUUUUGCUGCGCCUGGGGUAUCGGUGGAAGCAUCACAGCCGCAACGAGACCAGCGUUUUCUUACGGCUCACUUAUUGAUCAUCCUAUAGGCAUGUAGACUAAGUACUUAUGACUAUAAAUAUUUUAUAUUGAGAAAAAAUUUGAAGUUAAAGUUAAGCAUUUGGUAUUUCUACAACUCUAUUCUCUAUUGAUUCGACGACAUGCUCGACAUGCUGGAUCAGCUCUAAUGCUUGGCGGACACGUGGGAGCUGAUCGAAAAACAUUCGGGAGAGUUGGAAGGCUUUAGCUUGAAAAAGGACACCUCCAUCUACGACAUGUGCUACGAUGUGGAAAAGAAAAAAUGGAUCAAGUGGGAUGACACUGUCCCUAAAUUUCAGGUACAAAUCUAUUUUUUUUAGACUAGAUUCAUUUGAUAUAAUAUUUUCAAAAGUAAUUUCAUCGUACUACAGUUUGAGUAAGUGCGAUGACACAGCUGUGGUACCCAAAUUUCAGGUAUUUCAUGACUUUUAACUACAGUUCUACUAACUUGUUUAUAUUGGAUUUGAAAAUACGUUGCAGCGAGUCUAGCAGAUCCGCUUAUGCUACAUCAGUCUACUUUCACGACUGUCUACUUUCCCCAAAAAAUGACUUACGACAGAUCCCUCCUCGAGCCGAGUAUGACAAGAUCGUGGUGCCGACUACAGACAGUAUCCGCAUGAUGUUUACCGCUUCUCGUUUAUUGGAGAACGACCGUCAUGUCUUGGUUCCAGGUAAUACGGGGACCGGAAAGUCAAUCUUGAUGGCACAGUAUCUGCAGAAGAAUGCCCCAGACUUUAUUCUGUUAAGGCUCAAAAUAGUUCUUCAUUUCAUCGUCCAACGGUCGUCAUUUUCUUCUGUCUCCUGCUUGGGAUUCCGAAGAAAUGGAGGGAAGAAAUGAAUCAUCUUUCUGUGCUCUAAUUCUGUCGGUCUUCAUCAAUUUCUCAGCGCAAACACACGUAAACCAAUUCCAAGACCUCCUCGAUUCGAAGAUGGAAAAACGACGACGAGGCGUGUACGGUCCGGCUGCAGGAAAGAAACUUGUGCUGUUCUUAUGGCUUUUUUUUUCGACAGACCGUCUAUAAUUAAAAAAAGAUUUUUUCGAUUUCUCAUCCUCUUCAUCAGUUUUGAAGAAGGUCUCAAGAACAGAAUCCAAAAGUACUUAUAAUAUAAAAUUUGUCUUAGUAGUACUUGCUCAUCUAUGCAAGAAGGACACGAAGACGAAAAGGCUCUAACUUCGGUCGACGAUUUGAACAUGCCGCAGAAGGAGUUCUACGGUGCGCAACCACCAAUCGAGCUUAUCCGCAUGUGGAUGGAUCACGGUGGUUGGUACAACCGCAAAGAGCUAGUCUUCCUACAGAUCAUCGAUAUUGUGUGGCUGUCCUGCAUGGGUCCCCCUGGUGGGGGUAAGACUGUCAUCACCAACCGCCUUCGUCGACACUACAACACUUUAGUGGCUGCGGAUUUGUCGGCUAGCUCGAUUGAAAUGAUCUUCAAGACGACACUGGGCUACUUUUUGCAGAACUUCGAAGGUGGAAUUCCAACUUUGAUAGACCCGUUGGUGAAAAGCAGUGUCAAGGUGUUUGACAUGGUCACGGAAACUCUACUGCCGACGCCAGCAAAAUGCCACUACGUUUUCAACCUGCGAGACACUUGGAAGGUCUUCCAAGGUGUCUGCAUGUUACACCCUAAAAAAGUGACGGAUCCGAUUUCAGUCAUAAAGUGCUGGAUUCACGAGAAUUUUCGGGUCUUCGCAGACAGGUUCAUCAACCAUGAAGACAAGAACUGGCUCAAAGAGCUGCUAUCUGGCAUGCUGCCAGAAAUCAAGGAUAACUAUGGAAGGAGGAUGGACUGUUAUUUGAUUACUGUUGUAUCUGGGAAGGUACUAACUGUUAAUAUUUGAUUACUAUCUUCUGGGAAGGUCAAGGUACUAGCAGCUAGAUGAGUACUACGAGUUGUUCGCUGUAGGAUAGAAAUUCCUCCAAUUGUCAUCUACUUAUUAAAUCUUUUCUUGUAUCCAGCACUUGCUUCUAUCCUCCUCGGUCCAUCACAUCUUCGCACGACCACAUCCUCUCCUCUCCAUAGCAAGAACACUAUAAUCCCCAUCUAACCUCAAGUAACCCCUGAGCAGAUCUUCGACAAGGAGCGUCUAGUUUUUGGCGAUUUCAUGAUUCCCGGCGCCGAUCCGCGGUUCUACGUGGAGAUUGCUGACAUGGAACAAAUGAAAACCGUCAUUGAGGGAUACUUGGACGACUACAACAACAUGGCGUCGUUGCAGAUGCCUCUAGUAAUGUUCACAGACGCAUGCGAACACGUUAGCAGGAUUACAAGGGUUUUAGUUAUGGAGAUCAUGGGUGAGGUUGUGAUCAGACCGCAAGGUAGUGAUCAGACCGUGAGGUCGUGAUCAGAUUCUGAACCUGGUGGAGAUCUAUCUUGUACGUAGUUAGUCUACUUGAUUAUUUGGUUCCCUCAGACUCUCGUGUCUGUGUCACUCAUUUGUACUUUUUCUAGUUCAACGCAUCGUGUGGGUUGUACAACUAGUAGGUAGGUUGUCCUGAAAAAGCACUCGUCUUCUAAGUGACGCAUGCCAAGCGGAAAUGCUCUACUUCUCGGAGUUGGUGGUAGUGGAAGGCAGAGUUUGACAAGGUUAGCUUCUUUUACCAGGGAUUUUCCAACAUUCCAGAUUGAGGUGGGCAAAGGAUAUGGUUGGAACGAGUUCAAAGAGGAUCUGCGAACUGUCCUUAAAAAGUGCGGUGUGCAGGACAAGGUACUUGCACUCUUUCCUAUGUUCCUGCGCCGGUGCUUGCUUCUUAUUUUCUGUAAAAAAUCUUCUUUCUUCUAUGACUUUGACUUCGUAUCUUCGUAUCCAUGGAUUUCCAUCCCGCCAAAAAUUCUUUCACUCCAGACCAACACGUUCCUGUUCUGCGACACGCAGAUUGUGAAGGAGCAAUUCGUGGAAGCUAUGUCGAACAUCCUGAAUAGUGCGGAUGUGCCAAACCUCUACCCAGCAGAGGAAAUGGACCAAAUUGUAGGUGCUUGCAAAGCCCUGGCUUCUCAAGCGGGUCUGCCACCCACCAAGACCAACAUCUUCAACUGCUACGUGGCGAGGGUGAAGAAAAACCUGCAUGUGGUCUUAGCCUUUUCACCACUCGGCGAUGCUUUUGCGAAGAGACUGUUGAUGUUUCCAGCGCUUGUGAACUGCUGCACCAUCGAUUGGUUCAUGGAGUGGCCUGCAGAAGCCUUGUACAACGUGGCCAAACAGCAAAUGGCUGGCGACGGCGCGGGGUCGGUGCAAUCCAAACUAGCUGGCGUCAGCAUGGAAGGCGUGCUGAAUACCUUCAAGGUGAUUCAUCAGUCUGUGGAGCAAUGCGCUUUGAGAUAUUUCGAGGAAGUAAAGCGAAAAUCGUACGUAACGCCAACUUCCUACUUGGAAUUGCUCAAUUCCUUCUCGAAAGUGUUGGACUUGAAGUCGCAGGAGGUGAACACGCUGAUCCAUCGUUUUCAGAGUUUAUGCAGCUGGACUGAUAAUCGUAGCUAGAUUGAUACUGAACUACUCGGAUAAUAUAUUUAUUUCUAGUUAGAAGGUAGCUUGCUCCACCACAAAAGAUAUAUCUGAACUCUCCGGGGAGAAAACCAAACGCGAACUAGAAUUACUUGAGUAGAAAUAGUGGUCGUCGAGGAGCCAUCCUGGUUGCAUCUCCCGUUCUUUCCCUCUCUAACCCCUGGUCUGGACAAGCUCGCUUCUGCGGAGGAACAGGUGGCAGUGAUGGAGAAGGAGUUGGUGGAAUUACAACCGAUCCUCGAGAAAACUUCUGUCGAAGUCGCUGAAAUGAUGGUCGUCAUUCAACGAGACAAGAAAGUGGCGGAAGAUUAAGGCAAGUGCCAGUGAUGUUUGGAAGUAGAGAGUCGUGGAUAUUUUUUGUUGGAGUUUUGCAUUGGACGAGUAGUACAGCAGUUUUUACUAAACUAACUAGCAUUUCUAAUCAACAAUAAGUACUGAAGAUUGUUUGCUGGUCUCCUUGUUAAACGCCGUCUAGUCCUGUCAUUAUUGUUAAACUAGCAGUUCUUGACAAGCCACCAGGAGGAAGAAAAACCAGCAAGCUCUAAUCCCCAACCAAAGAAGUCGUUGAUAAGCAGGCUGAGGCGGCGGAGGCACAGGCCGCUGAGGCUAAGGAGAUCAAGGACGACGCGCAGAAAGACUUGGACGAAGCGUUGCCGGCACUAGAUGCAGCAGUGAAAUGUCUCCAAUCUCUGAAGUUGUCGCACUUGCAGGAAGUGAAAGCCUUAGGUUCACCACCAGCAGGUGUGAAAUUGACGAUGGAAGCGAUGUGCAUCAUGUUCGAAUAUAAGCCGAAAAUGGUCGCCGAUCCGAGCGGCGCACCAGGGAAAAAAGUCCCGGAUUACUGGUAAGCAUAUGUUCUUUUGCUGGUACUACUUGGCAAGCACCAAUAGGACAAGAUCAUGUACAAGUGCUUCCUUUUGAUUGGAGAAGUGGUGCUUCCUCUCAAGGCUACUGACUACAAUUAAUAGAAGUUGUGAUGAUGAAGUUUAAUAUUUUUAGUGCGAGGUUCUUGUUCUCUCCUACUCAACAGGGACGUGGCCAAAACGGGGCUGCUUUCGGAUCCGAAGAAACUUCUGCAGGAUCUGUUCGAUUUUGACAAGGACAACAUCCCAGAAAAGGUUAUCAAGGGCAUUCAGGCUUACAUCGACAACGAGGGCUUCCAGCCUGAAGCCAUCAAAAAAGCUUCGGUUGCUUGCGAGGCUUUGUGCAUGUGGUGCCGAGCAAUGCACAAGUACCAUUUUGUGGCUUUAGCAGUGGAGCCAAAGCGAAUCAAACUUCGUGGAGCCGAAGAAAUCCUGUCGAAGACCAUGGGGGAACUGAAACAAGCUCAGGAUACUCUGCAAGGAAUCAUGGACAAGCUGAACGAAUUGGAGAGCAAUUACAAUGGCGCAGUGUCAAAACAGAAGCAAUUGUUAAGGCUGUACGUUGUAUUUGUAAUACAUCUUGUUUGGACGCAUGAUCUUGAUCCUUGUUGAAACGUAUGGAGGAGUAUCCUAAUCCCAAGGGAAUAGAUACAACUCUCCCAUAGUAAGUACUUUUCAAGGAUUCUGCACUCAAAAAAUUUGGAUUACGGACAGCUCUAAAAUUGAAAGAGGAUUCCGAUAUGUGUAUUGUCAAGUUGGAGCGUGCGAACAAGCUGAUUGGCGGAUUGGGUGGCGAGAAAACACGAUGGAUUCAGACAGUGGCAGAUUUGAGGAGCAAAUUGGAACUUCUGCCGGGUGAUUGCUUGAUGACGGCAGGUACUACAGCACAGAAUAGACUAAGUAUAAUACCUGAGGACUCUACUCAGUGCUUGUCCUACUUACUAGUCUUGUAGUUCCACCUCAUAAUAAUCGUUUGUGCCCCGUUUUUUCCACUCAUUCUCCGAUGGGUGGUCUGAUCAAUAAGUAUCAACGUUGAUGAAGAAGAUGAUAUUCUCGAAGAUGAACAAGAGACGACCACACCAGAUACCACCACAAGAAGUAUCUCCAACCUCUUUCUCCAACCUCCUUCUCAACAUCCAACCUCAGGUGCUCUCUCUUAUCUGGGUAUUUUCACUGGUGUUUACCGUGACCAAAUGACGGCGACCUGGUCCAAAGGGCUCGCGGAAUUGAAGAUUCCCAGAUCAGAGAAGUGCGGCAUCGUUGAUGUCCUAGGUGAGCCAGUGAAAAUCGAACAGUGGACAGUGUACGGCUUACCUAACGAUGAGCUCUCUGUUCAAAAUGCUAUCAUUAUCGACAAGUCGAGGCGAUGGCCUUUGAUGAUCGACCCACAACGACAGGCGAAUGCGUACAUCAAGCAGUACGGGAAGUUACGGCCAAUUAUAAAUGAAUGCUCCAGAACAAGAUGAUGAAAUGAAAUAGAAGUAAUUCACACACCCACUAGUAGUACAGCAGGCAGUAACUACCUAGAGGUGUGUUGACUAGCACUUACAUAGAACUAUGUCCAUGAAUUCAUCCAACCCUAAACCCUAAAAAACCCACAGCUCCUCUAAUCCCAAAGAUCAGCGAAGGAGGGUUCGAGGCGUGCAAGCUAUCGGAUCCUAACUUUUUGCGCGUUUUGGAGUUGGGGAUCCAAUUCGGGAAGUGGAUUCUACUCGAAAACGUUGGAGAAGAAUUAGACGCUGCACUGGAACCGAUCUUGAUUUAUGGAAGACCACAACUAGGUCUUAUCAUUGCAGUUGUUCUUGUUUCUUUUAGUCGAACAUCAAUAGUUGUGUUGAGAGUUACUAAAUCGUUUCUAUGAGACAUGAUUAUGAUUUCUUGUUCGUCUUCCUCGAUACACAGGAGCAAUCCUCCCCAAACGAAGCUAUCUAAUCCUAGCAACAGAAAGUGAAAGACGGCGGCAGCUACGUGAUCAAGCUUGGUGACAAGAAUGUUACCUACAUGGACAGCUUUCGCUUUUUUGUCACUACAAAUCUCUCCAAUCCGCAUUAUCCUCCAGAGGUGAGCGUCAAAGUGACAAUCUUGAACUUCGCCAUCACCCAAGACGGCCUGCAAGGUCAGAUGUUGGGAAUUGUCGUGGCCAAGGAAGCCCCGGAAUUGGAGGAAAAGAAGUCCGCAUUGGUCAAGGAUAGCGCAGACAUGAAAAAGCAGCUGAAGGAUAUCGAGGACGAAAUUCUUAGGCUGUUAGCUGCAUCCGGUGGCAACAUUCUGGAGGAUGAGACAUUGAUUAACACACUGGCGCAGUCGAAGCAAGCGGCGAAUGUGAUCAAUAAGAAAGUGGAAGAAGGAAAAAUCACAGAGAAGGAGAUCGACGUGGCGCGAAGUGGCUACAUACCUGUGGCGUUUCGAGCGAGUAUCUAUCAUUUUUUGCUUGUACUAGUUCUCCUUCUCGGAGUUCUUGUUGAUCUACCUAGAACAAAUGCUUUCAUCUUGUCUGCCCCGUCUUUAGUUUGCACUUCCACUCCUCCAACCCUAACCCUAAACCCUAACCCUCCAAUCGAUCAGGUAUCCUCUUCUUCUGCGUCGUCGAACUGAUCCAGAUUGAUCCGAUGUACCAGUUUUCUCUCCAGUGGUUCCAACUCCUCUUCGGCAUGAGUGUGGAGAACGCACCAGCAUGCAAGGUUUUCGAGGAAAGGCUGGAAGUCCUAAAGGAUUUUUUCACUUACAACUUAUGAAUGUUGGGUGAUGAUAUGAUGAUACUCUACUGAUACUCUACUUCUUGUUCAUCUUGUAGUCCUACUCAACUUCUUGUUCAUCUUGUCCAUCUCGUCUACUUACAUUCAUUCUCAUCUUCGUGUAGCUGACCACGUACAGAUUCUUGUUCCUCUAACUAUAAUAUUUUUCUAACACAGGAGACCACUAAGUUCUUUUCUCUGCUCUUUUCUCUGCUCAUCUGCUCAUCCACGACAGUCUCUACCUGUCCAUCUCGUCUACUUACAUUCAUUCCUCCUUUUUCUCUCUUUCUCCCUCUCUUUCUAAUUCCUCUCUACAACAACGUGUGCCGAGCUCUGUUUGAAAAACACAAGACUAUGUUCUCGUUGAGUCUCGCUUUACGAUUAUUGCAAGGGGAUGGUAAGAUGGACUUCACGGAGCUGAGGUUCCUGUUAACCGGACCAACGAUCAACGUCGAUGACGGAAUCGCUAAUCCAGACCCCUCGUGGAUAUCAGGCGUGAUGUGGAACGAAUUGCUUACCCUGGACCGACUGACGCCGGCUUUUGCAGGCUUAGCUGCGGACAUGGCAAAGGACCCAAAGGCGUGGAAAGUGCUCUACGACACGCCGGAAGCGCAUGAGGUGCCUCUGCCACAGGGUUGGGCUGAAAAGCUGAUCACGUUCCAGAAACUUCUGGUUCUUCGUGCUAUUCGACUCGACAAGUUGGUUCCCGCAAUUACGAACUUCAUCACGGAAGCGAUUGGCGGCAAGUUCGUCGAACCACCGACGUUCGACAUUGCCACGAGUUAUGGCGACAGUACGGCGUUUACGCCAUUGAUUUUCGUCUUGGUCACGGGUAGCGAUCCAGUAGGAGAGAUGCUUGCCUUCGCGGAAGAGUGCGGCAAAGCCAAUAUGUUGUCAUCGAUCUCAUUGGGUCAAGGACAAGGUCCAAAAGCAGCGAGGAUGAUCGAGGAAGCGAAGGGGAAAGGAGGGUACAACUGUGACUUUUGGUCGUUGAGUCGUGAUUAUGCUUUUAAAAUGAAGGAGUAGAGCAUCAAUCAUGCGCGAGGUGAAAGUUGACGUUCUUGACUACUCACUAAAAACUUGAUAAUUGUGUCGCUGUCGCUCUUCAUGAUUAUUUAGAUUUUUCACCCCGCUUUGAAUCUAAAACUUUUAAAAAUAUCACUACAGUUGGGUCCUCCUCCAGAAUUGCCACUUGGCAAUUUCCUGGAUGCCAGAGCUGGAACGCAUUUGCGAACAGCUGAAUCCUGAAGAAGUGAACCAAGACUAUCGAUUAUGGCUAACUUCAAUGCCUAGUCCGGCUUUCCCAGCAUUGUUGCUGCAGAACGGAGUGAAAAUGACCAACGAACCGCCAGCAGGCCUCAAGGCAAACUUGAUGUACACUUUCACAAGGCUUGACGACAAGACUUUGGACGACUGCAGGAGCCCAAGCGCGUUUAAGAAGGUACUACUACUACCUCUUUAAUGAACAAAGUUUAUGUUAUUUAUCGAGAGAAGAUCGAUCUCCAGACUACAACAAAACUGUGUUUCACAUUUUGUCAUACUUUCUAGGAGUUAGUCUCCAGACACACCCGAUCACAGGUACCAGCACCAGAGGUCACUACAACCAUUUCCACAUCCACAUCAGGUCAUGUUCGCAUAUGCCUAUUUCCAUGCUAUCGUGCAAGAGAGGAGAAAGUUUGGACCGAUCGGCUGGAACAUCCCUUACGGGUUCACAAAUGAGGAUUUAGCGACGUGCAGAAGGCAAGCCAAACACUUCUUGGAUAAGUACGAGGAAGUGCCGUAUAAGGUACUUACUCAACAAUACCUCAAGUUUUUUCUGCAGGUUCUCAACAACAACAGCUGCACUUCAAGAACAUUGAGUUGAACUUCAAGGUAGUUACGAUGGAAAAUCAUGGUUAGCAAGUGCUCGAGAUUAAAGCUUGUCCAAACUGUAGCUACCAUGCAUUCAACAUUCGUUUUUGUCACACUCACACUUCCUUCCGAUCCCAACCACAGGUGCUCAACUACCUUGGAGCGAAGAUUAACUACGGUGGACGAGUGACGGACGCGCAGGAUAAGAUUCUCGCUUCCGCGAUCCUAUCAAUCUACAUCUGCCCACCGCUUAUUGAGAAAGGUACUAUUGUGUCUUCUUUGUCCUCGUGGCGUAGACGUAGAAAAUACACCUGAACUGUUAUUUGGGAGAUUAUUAAGUAGGAUCAUGAGGAAAACGGUGAAAUUAUGGAAGCAAGUGAGUGCGAUGGCUGGAAUUUGUCUGUCGUUUUUGAAUAUUGUUGACCUUGAGCUUGAUAUCGAAUUCAUCAAUACAGGUGCCGGCUACAAAUUUUCCGAGAGUGGCAUCUACUACUGCCCGGACGCAACGUGCCAAGAGGAGUUCAUUUCCUACAUCAAAGGGCUCCCUCUAAUGCCCACACCCGAAGCCUUCGGUAUGCACGAGAACUGCAACAUCGCGUAUGCAGAAGACCAAGCGCAACUCUUACUCGGCAACAUUCUCUCCAUGGCGCCACGCAGUUCAGGCGGAAAGGGUGCUAGCAGGGAAGAGGUGAUUGACGGACUCACAGAGAAUUUGCUAUCACAGACACCUAAGCCUUUCGACAUGGAGUACCUGGAAGAGAGGUUCCCCACCAGCUACGAAGAGAGUACGAAUACUGUGAUUAAGCAGGAGAGUCUGAAGUACAACAGGUUGCUGCGAAUCAUGCUGAAGAUGCUGCCGCUGCUUCGACGAGCAUUGAAGGGACUGGUGGCAAUGAGCGAGGAUUUGUUUAUGGCUUUUUCUCGUCGCUCCUGCAUUAAAAGACUCUUGUUGAAUGAGCCCCUAGUUGUAACUACACCUUCCAUCUUCCAGACUCUCUAACAUCAAGUACUGGAAUAGUUAAGGCUUCCCCUAAUCCAUCUUCUGAAGCAUCGCAGACCUGUCCCACAAGGGGAAUAUAGGUCUAAGAUGAAUCUUGCGAUGGAUAAGGGUGAGCACUAAAAUAGAAUCCACUUCUGUAUUAGUCGUUUUUCAACCCCUGCUCUACAACUUCGACCACGUAGUAGUUUUAAUGAAUCCUUACACACCAGCCACUCUCCUACCUCUAAUCCUGUGAGCAUGAGCAACAGUAUUUACAUCAACGGCGUACCGGACAUGUUCUCCGCACCACCAGCAGGCAGCGUUGGCUUCUUGUCCUUGAUGCCUUUGAGUCAUUGGACCUCAGAUUUGAAGAAGCGAAUAUUAAGGCUUGUUAUUCCCGUGUAGAAGAAGACACUAUUACUACAUUACUGGUUGGCCUCGCAAGUAGACGCUAAUAGCUACACAAGAGGCCCCAUGACAUGACAUGUACGCUAAGAAGAAGUGCUGGGCCGACUAUGUAGAAGAAGUGCUGGGCCGACUAUGUAGAAGAAGUGCUGGGCCGACUAUGUAUGUACGCUGACUGGGGUCAUCCUUCCCCUUAAAUACAGUUGUCCAGGGGUGGAUCAUCUUAAGGGAAGGAGAAGAGGGAACAAAAGGGAACCCACUGACUCAACUACGGAUACUGAGGGACUACCUUUAAGAAUAGGCUUUAUCCAGAGUUGGAUUGAUUCGAGGAUUCCCGUUAUCCUGUGGCUGAGUGGUCUCUUCUUCCCGCAAGCCUAUUUUACGGGUUCACUGCAGAACUUCGCGAGAAAAACAAGGACGGCGAUUGAUAGGUAAUUAGUAUCUUCAGUUGUGAUUGGUCGUCGACCGUGUAGCUAGAUUAGAGAAUAUGAACCUUGUUUCUAUGUAUAGAAUAGGCGCGGGGACCGAGCACUUCUUUGAGGCACGCACAGGCUUCGGCCGCCUUAGAUGAGAAGACCUCCAGGGCAGUUGGGCGAGAGUAGGCGCCUAGAAUAAACGGAUCCUAAGCUAGAUGGCCGCACUUUUGUUGGUCCUAGUAUAUCUACCUCUUUCUUUUUUCUAAUUCUAUCUUUCUUAGGUAGGUUGGCCCUCCACCACAAAAAAUUUAUAUAAAUAUGAUUCCUUUAAUUAUGUUCUUGUUUAAAAAUUAAAUGACCACCGUGAGGUAAUCAAGGAAAAAGUGUCUCUCCCGAUGCGAUUGCCAUCCUUAACCUCCAGCCAUCUACUUCUAAACAUUUAAUAUCCUACACCAGGUGUUCGUUCGGUUUCGAGGUGAUCGACGACCGCGAGGUAUCCGACUUCAAAACACCAGCUUCAGAGGGUGUUUACACCUAUGGUAUCUACCUGGAAGGUGGUAGGUGGAACAAAGACGUGCAUGCGUUGGAUGAGAUUAAGACUUUUGCAAAUCCAUCUUCAGAAGGAGCAUCUUAGAGGACCUUGCUUUCCCGUAACUGAGGGGGCGAAAAGAGCAAGAGGUAGUUCAAGAUGACUCUGCUCAAGAUGGAUCAUACCGGAAAGAUCUAAUGAGAGCAUUCCGAAGCAGCUCUACUUUACGAUGCAUCCGAUCCACAUGAUCCCAAUGAUAGACCGCAAGAAACCAGAAGGUUGCUAUGAAUGCCCCUUGUACAAGACCCUGGCGCGACGCGGAACGCUGAGUACGACAGGUCAUAGUACCAACUUCGUCAUCAAUUUGACGUUGCGCAGUCGCGAGCAACCAGAGAAGUGGACCGUGAGUGGCUUGGCGGGAUUCUUGGCGCUGAAGGUUGUGAUCGACUAAGGGAGAGCGAGGUCGUCAUCGAUUCAGCAGCGAGAUAAAGUUGCUGUGAAGAUGUGAUCACGUACCUCAUCAUCGCCACUACGAGCGUGUAAAGUGUUCUCGUUUACAAUGUAAAGAAAUCACGAGAUUAUGGUGCAGAUAGAAGAAGACGCUUAUGUUGCCAUUGAUUUUUCGGUACCGAUACUUAUUCCUCAGACAGACAGUGACAGUACUUGUAGUGUAGUAAGAGUUAUCGUAGCUUCUAUGACAUGUUCAAAAAAGUCGUUUACUUUUAAUACUAAUCUGUAGUUGAUAGAAAGACACUCGUCGUAGCGGUUCUGAAAGAACUGCUCGUCGCUUGGGGUUCAAUUCCCAGCUCGUAGAAUAUCGUGAAAGAAACAUCCAGAUAGAAAAAGAGAGAACGAAUAAAGUCUACCUAGAACUAGUGUCCCUACUCAUUGACAAACUGACACCUAGUUUUUUCAACUUCCCUGCUGAAGAAAGAGCACAACUAUUUCGAGUUUAUCACUAAAAAGCAAAAGACUUUGAGUUUACCAUUCUUGUAGAAGAUUACUUAUCAAUUUUUAGUAUCAAUUUACCCGAUUGUAAUUGUUCCAGUUCCGGCGAUGAAGAUGUUUGUGUGACGAUUAAGACUAAGUCUAAGAACAGUCAUCAAUCACGAUGAAAAUUCAUUGACAGAGAUUUUGAUUUAAAUGAACCAUGUUGUACUCCAGAUUGAUAGGUACAAACAACUAUGAAGAGGAUCAUCAUCUGAAGAUGUUACUGAGUGGAAUGUUAUUGCAUAGGCUAUUAUCAUCGUCCUCCCCGUUUAUUUCGCAUUAGAGCUUGAUGACUUCGAAGACAGUAUACUACUAGCGAAGACUCACUGACAAAUAGAUAUUUUCGACUUCCUUGUAAAGAAUUUGUUGAAAGAACUUAAGAGUGAAAGUGGAAAGAAAAGGAACAAGAGGUGGGAGGUGCUUUUACCACUGCGCCGGGUAAGCUUAUCUUCCGCAAAAGCGCUGCCGCGGGGGGACGAGUCACUCCCUCUACUCAUGUGUAAACGAAUGAGCGCACCAGAGUGGAGGUAUGAAUCGCUGAGGAGAAAAUAAUUAAGCGACCAAAGAUAUUACGAGCGCUUUCUUUCGUUGAGCAU